Glycine soja is the source of this 1816-nucleotide messenger RNA. Its product is annotated as aspartate aminotransferase, mitochondrial. NCBI's taxonomy places the organism in Eukaryota, Viridiplantae, Streptophyta, Magnoliopsida, Fabales, Fabaceae. The record is from RefSeq and is a predicted model, not a curated record. Bases 84 to 1367 code for a protein of 427 amino acids. Gene Ontology annotation, cellular component: mitochondrion. The transcript has 10 exons. Gene Ontology annotation, biological process: biosynthetic process; amino acid metabolic process. Gene Ontology annotation, molecular function: L-aspartate:2-oxoglutarate transaminase activity; pyridoxal phosphate binding.
AAGACACAUACCGUUUUCUCAGCCAACCCUCUCUCCCUCUCUGUUCGCACUCUGUCUUUCCCCUGUUUCCGCGUCACUGAGUCAUGGCGAUUCGCAACUCGCUCACCGGCCAAUUCCUCCGCCGCAGCUCCGUCGCCGGAGCAAGGCUCAUGUCUUCUUCGUCCUCAUGGUUCCGGAGCAUCGAGCCCGCUCCCAAGGAUCCUAUCCUCGGAGUCACUGAAGCUUUCCUCGCCGAUCAGAGUCCAAACAAAGUCAACGUCGGAGUGGGUGCGUAUCGCGAUGACCACGGAAAACCUGUGGUUUUGGAAUGUGUUAGAGAAGCAGAGAGGAGGGUUGCCGGAAGUCAAUUCAUGGAGUAUCUUCCCAUGGGUGGAAGCAUAAAAAUGAUAGAAGAAUCGCUGAAGCUGGCAUUUGGAGACAACUCUGAGUUCAUCAAGGAUAAAAGAAUAGCUGCAGUGCAGGCUUUAUCUGGGACUGGUGCAUGUCGACUUUUUGCUGCAUUUCAACAGAGAUUUCAUCCUAAUACCCAAAUCUAUAUACCAGUGCCUACCUGGGCCAACCACCAUAACAUUUGGAGAGAUGCUGGAGUGCCUAUGAAGACAUUCCGUUACUAUCACCCUGAGUCUAGAGGAUUGGAUUUUUCAGGACUGAUGGAUGACAUAAAGAAUGCUCCAGAUGGUUCCUUCUUUCUGCUUCAUGCUUGUGCUCAUAAUCCUACUGGAGUAGAUCCUUCAGAAGAACAAUGGAGAGAGAUCUCUUCCCAGAUAAAGGCUAAGGGUCAUUUCCCUUUCUUUGACAUGGCAUAUCAAGGUUUUGCUAGUGGUGAUCCAGAGAGAGAUGCAAAAGCCAUAAAGAUUUUUCUUGAGGAUGGUCAUUUAAUAGGACUUGCUCAGUCAUAUGCAAAAAAUAUGGGACUGUAUGGCCAGCGAGCAGGAAGCCUGAGUGUGCUUUGUGAAGAUGAGAAACAAGCUGUGGCUGUAAAAAGUCAGUUGCAGCUGAUUGCUAGACCCAUGUACAGUAACCCACCUCUCCAUGGAGCACUUAUAGUUUCUACUGUCCUUGGUGAUCCAGAUUUGAAGAAGUUAUGGCUUAAAGAAGUCAAGGUUAUGGCAGACCGCAUCAUCGGAAUGAGGACUACACUACGAGAAAACUUAGAAAAGAAGGGGUCUACUUUGCCAUGGCAGCAUAUAACUAAUCAGAUUGGUAUGUUCUGCUACAGUGGAUUGACACCUGAACAGGUUGAUCGUAUGACAAACGAGUUUCAUAUUUACAUGACCCGUAACGGUCGUAUCAGUAUGGCUGGUCUUAAUACGGGCAACGUUGGAUAUGUUGCUGACGCUAUCCAUGAGGUUACAAAAUCAUUCUAGAUUAUUCAAUCACCCAACAGGUGACCAAAUUUUUGUCUUUGGAGACAAACAUCUCAGAAGUAGUACCCUUAUCCAGGGGAGCAAAAUAAAUUUAAUAAAGUCUGACAAAUUUUCAACUUGUUUCGGGGUAAGAUAGUGAUACUCUUCAGGGUUUACCUUGCAUAUUGAAGACCCUUAUUGCAAUACGUAUCCGAUUUAUCAUAUCCAUGCACCAUAGAUUAUAUCCAUUUUUACAGACAUCUUGUUUAGCACUUUAAUGAGCAUAACCCUGUAUCAUCAUUUUUUUUAUAAAAUAAUUUGAGUAGUAGAUUGAAUAAGGGCUUUAUUUAUGGUGAACAGGAAGUACGUAGCUUCAUUCUUACUACACUAUUAUUCCUGUUAGUGAAACUUUGCGAUUGUUGAAGCUAGAAUGGAUAUUUAAAUGCUAAUUUCUUUUAUUCCCUUCGUAA